AUGGUUCAUGUUAACGGAUCGGAUGCAGAUCUAGCCCUUUACAACAAGAUUGAUCAGGAACGCGAGGGUGAGAAAAUCGACAGAGCUUUACUGAAGACUGUGAUAAAUUUGUAUAUUGAGAUGGGAAAAGGAAAAAUGGAUUAUUACGUUAACGACUUUGAAGAGGCAAUGCUUCGAGAUUCUGCCUGUCAUUAUUCUCGGAAAGCUUCAACCUGGAUUGUCGAAGAUACUUGUCCAGAAUAUAUGCUGAAGGCGGAUGAGUGCUUGAAAAAAGAGAAGGAAAGAGUUUCUCAUUAUCUGCACACGAACAGUGAGACAAAACUUCUGGAGAAAGUGCAAAAUCAGGUAUUGAUUACAUAUACCAAUCAGUUGCUUGAGAAGGAGGAUUCUGGAUGCCGAGCGUUGCUUAAAGACGAGAAGGUUGAGGAAUUAACUCGAAUGUAUAGUCUAUUCCACAAAAUUCCUAAAGGGAUAGAACUAGUUGCAGAGAUAUUUAAGCAGCACAUUGCUGCUGAAGGCAUGGUCGUGGUUCAACAGGCUGCAGAUGCAGCACAGAACAAGACCGAAAGUUCAGGAAGUUCACCGGAGCAGGACUUUGUCAAGAAGGCAUUUGAGAUUCAUGACAAGUAUAUGGUGUAUGUGAAAGGUUGUUUUGCUGAUAAAACUAUCUUUCACAAGGCUCUGAAGGAGGCAUUUGAGGUCUUCUGUAACAAAAGUGUUGCCGGCUCUUCAACCGCGGAGCUCCUUGCUUCUUACUGUGAUAAUACCCUUAAGAAAGGUGGGAAUGAACAACUCAGUGACGAUGCUAUUGAGGAUACAUUGGAUAAGGUGGUCAAGCUUGUGAUGUACAUCAGCGACAAAGAUGUGUUUGCUGAGUUCUACAGGAAGAAGCUUUCUCGCCGAUUGCUUUUUGAUAGAAGUGGCAAUGAAGAACAUGAAAGGCUUAUCUUAUCAAAGCUAAAACAGCAGUGUGGUGGACAGUUUACAUCCAAGAUGGAGGGAAUGGUAACAGAUUUGUCAUUGGUGAAGGAAAAUCAGACUCACUUACAGGAAUAUAUCAGUAAGAACCCUGCAGCGAAUCCUGGAAUCGAUAUGACUGUCACCGUUCUUACAACUGGAUACUGGCCUAGUUAUAAAUCUUGUGAUCUGAAUCUCCCUGUCGAAAUGGCGAAGGGUGUGGAAUCCUUCAAGGAAUUUUAUCAGAAGAAAACGAAACACAGGAAAUUGACUUGGAUAUUCUCAUUGGGACAAUAUCUUAACGGAAAGUUUGAGCAGAAAACUAUUGAACUGAUUCUCGGAACUUACCAGGCUGCUGCUUUAUUACUCUUCAACGCUUCUGAUAAAUGGAGUUACUCCGACAUCAAGAGUGAGUUAAACUUGGCCGAUGAAGACUUAACCAGAGUGCUGGCAUCUGUGUCAUGUGCCAAGUACAAAAUUCUUAACAAGGAGCCCAGCAGUAGAACUAUUUCAUCAACUGAUACUUUUGAGUUUAACACUCAGUUUACUGACAAAAUGAGGAGGAUUCGGGUCCCUUUGCCUCCUGUUGACGAUAGGAAGAAGAUGGUUGAGGAAGUCGGCAAGGACAGGCGUUAUGCCAUUGACGCCUGUCUGGUGCGUAUAAUGAAGGCCAAGAAAGUUCUAACUCAUCAGCAGCUAAUUUUGGAGUGUGUUGAGCAGUUGAGCAAAAUGUUCAAGCCUGAUGUCAAAGCAAUCAAAAAGAGGAUCGAAGAUCUUAUCACUCGAGACUACUUGGAAAGAGACCUGGAGAACACGAACACGUACAAGUACAUUGCUUGAGGCACUGAUCUCAUAUCUGGUUGGCAUUGACUGCACUUUGACACUACGUCGAAUAAGGACUGCUAGUUUCUUGGUUGUUGUAGCUUACUGUACGUCAGAAAGACUCGUAAAUCUCAUAAGCCAAUGUGUUUGCAGUUUCAGUUUGAUAAUCAUUGCAUCUUGCUCUAUGACGAGAAAAUUUUUACAGUUUUAGAUAUCACCAUCUGUCAGCUGUCUUAGUUCAUCUUUGCAGUACAAUUCUUAGCAGUAUCACUAUGUAUUUCCCUUUGUUCUUGUUGAUUUUUGUGCAAGUCUUAUACUUUGGUGGUUGCAGUUAUGCCAACAUUUAUUGUUGAUUGUUUUUGCUUAGCAAUGGACUC
Capsicum annuum is the source of this 2156-nucleotide messenger RNA. Its product is annotated as cullin-1. NCBI's taxonomy places the organism in Eukaryota, Viridiplantae, Streptophyta, Magnoliopsida, Solanales, Solanaceae. Gene Ontology annotation, molecular function: ubiquitin protein ligase binding. Gene Ontology annotation, biological process: ubiquitin-dependent protein catabolic process; protein ubiquitination. The record is from RefSeq and is a predicted model, not a curated record. Gene Ontology annotation, cellular component: cullin-RING ubiquitin ligase complex.